CAUUCUUGAUAUGCUCAAACUACACAUGAUGUUCUCUUCCUACUUACUUUAUCUUCUUCUCUUCUCUCCAUUCUUCUCUCAUGUUUUAGGGGAUAAAGCAUUCACGGGAACAUAUGGAGUAAACUAUGGUAGGAUAGCUGACAACCUACCUCCCCCAGAAAGUGUGGUUACCCUUCUCAAAGCAGCAAAAAUUAAAAACAUUAGGAUAUAUGAUGUUGAUCAUCAAGUCCUCAGUGCCUUCAAAGGGUCUGGCAUUGAAAUUGUGGUUGGACUAGGCAAUGAAUUUCUCAAGGACAUGAGUGUGGGAGAGGAUAGAGCCAUGAGUUGGGUCAAAGAAAAUGUUCAGUCAUUCCUCCCAGGAACUAAAAUUCGUGGAAUUGCUGUAGGCAAUGAAAUCUUGGGAGGCACAGAUAUAGAAUUGUGGGAAGUUUUGUUGCCUGCAGCAAAAAAUGUUUAUAAUGCCCUUGAUAAGCUUGGUUUAACAAAGGAUGUUCAGGUCUCAAGUCCACAUUCAGAAGCUGUGUUUGCUAAUUCUUUUCCUCCAUCCUCGUGCACUUUUAAGGAGGAUGUUCUCCCAUAUAUGAAGCCUCUCUUGCAAUUCUUUUCACAGAUUGGCACUCCUUUCUUCAUAAAUGCAUACCCUUUCCUUGCCUAUAAGAAUGAUCCACAGCAUAUUGACAUUAACUAUGCUCUCUUCCAAAAAAGUCCUGGGAUUUAUGAUGCAAAGACUAAACUACAUUAUAGUAACAUGUUUGAUGCACAAGUUGACGCAGCUUAUGCUGCCUUGGAGAAGGCUGGCUUUGACAAGAUGGAGGUUAUUGUUUCUGAGACUGGUUGGGCUUCUCAUGGUGAUGAGAAUGAAGCUGGAGCAACAGUGAAAAAUGCAAGAACUUACAAUGGAAAUUUGCGAAAACGUUUGCUCAAGAAGAAAGGGACCCCUUAUAGGCCAAAAAAUGUGGUGAAAGCUUAUAUCUUUGCUUUGUUUAAUGAGAAUUUGAAGCCUGGACCAACAUCAGAAAGAAACUUUGGAUUGUUUAAGCCUGAUGGAAGCAUUGCAUAUGAUAUUGGCUUCACGGGUCUUGUACCUUCUUCAGCAACUUCAUCUUUCCUUUCCUUCAAGGGUAUUGGAUCCUGGUCCAUAACGGUUUUCACAAGUUUUGCUGCUCUUCUUCUUGUAGCAUUCUGUAAUGUUAAUGAUACAUCUUUACCAUCAGCGCAAAAUGUGCUAUCUGUCCCAUUUGGGCUGGCUCAUAACGGGUAG
Messenger RNA from Abrus precatorius (Indian licorice), 1261 nucleotides. RefSeq names its product glucan endo-1,3-beta-glucosidase 14-like. Gene Ontology annotation, biological process: carbohydrate metabolic process. NCBI's taxonomy places the organism in Eukaryota, Viridiplantae, Streptophyta, Magnoliopsida, Fabales, Fabaceae. The transcript is spliced from 4 exons. Gene Ontology annotation, cellular component: plasma membrane. The record is from RefSeq and is a predicted model, not a curated record. The coding region runs from base 11 to 1261 and encodes 416 amino acids. Gene Ontology annotation, molecular function: hydrolase activity, hydrolyzing O-glycosyl compounds.